Lotus japonicus is the source of this 865-nucleotide messenger RNA. RefSeq names its product actin-depolymerizing factor 2-like. The transcript is spliced from 3 exons. Gene Ontology annotation, biological process: actin filament depolymerization. Gene Ontology annotation, cellular component: actin cytoskeleton; cytoplasm. NCBI's taxonomy places the organism in Eukaryota, Viridiplantae, Streptophyta, Magnoliopsida, Fabales, Fabaceae. The coding region runs from base 176 to 589 and encodes 137 amino acids. Gene Ontology annotation, molecular function: actin filament binding. The record is from RefSeq and is a predicted model, not a curated record.
GGCCAUUCAACACGCGCUGACUGCGACUAUUAAUAACUUGACGCUUCCACCACACCACACCAUACCAUACCAUACCCUCUUUUCUCUCUCUGCGUCUCCGAUCGAGACUCGAAUCAAUUCCUAUAUCUCCUCCACCGUCAUCGCUUCCGCUGAAAUCAAUCUCCAACCAACCACCAUGGCCAAUGCAGCAUCAGGCAUGGCAGUCCAUGAUGACUGCAAGCUAAGGUUUAUGGAGCUCAAGACAAAAAGGACAUAUAGGUUCAUAGUUUAUAAGAUUGAGGAUAAGCAAGUCAUUGUGGAGAAGCUUGGUGAGCCAGGACAAGGCUAUGAAGAUUUCACUGCUAACCUUCCUGCUGAUGAGUGCCGCUAUGCUGUUUAUGAUUUUGAGUAUCUGACUGAAGGAAAUGUCCCCAAAAGCAGGAUUUUUUUCAUUGCAUGGUCGCCUGAUACAUCAAGGGUGAGGAGCAAGAUGAUUUAUGCAAGCUCCAAAGACAGAUUCAAGAGGGAGUUGGAUGGAAUUCAAAUUGAGUUGCAAGCAACUGAUCCUACUGAGAUGGGUCUUGAUGUCUUUAAAAGCCGUGCCAACUAAAUUGUUAUAAAUAGUAGGCUUUCUGGUGGGGAGCUCCCCUUGAGCCUUAGUUCUCUCAUAUGGAAAUAUCCAUAGUUUGUGGGAUAUGGUCAACUUGGCUAGUUAUGUCUUAAAACUCUCAAUUUUCCAAGUUGUGGCAUAAAGUUUACUGCACAUUUGACAAGCUUAGCUUGAUCCAGCUUAUUUUAUUAUGACUUGUGAUUUAUACAAUCCUUGUGUUUGAGUGGCAUUUUUGGCCUCCUAUCCUUGUUGAAUUUGGAAUCGUUUUUGUGAGCA